AUGGCAAUAAGCAGAGCGGUGGAGCCUCUGAUAGUCGGGAGCGUGAUAGGAGACGUGAUGGACUACUUCACGCCUUCCAUAAAAAUGACGGUGGUCUAUCCCAACAACAAGCUGGUCUCCAAUGGCCACGAGUUCUUCCCUUCUGCUGUCGCCUCCAAGCCUCGCGUCGAGAUCCAUGGCGGCGACCUCAGAUCUUUCUUCACCCUCGUCAUGACCGACCCCGAUGUGCCUGGCCCUAGCGACCCUUUUCUAAGGGAGCAUCUCCACUGGAUAGUGACGGACAUUCCAGGAACAACGGACGCCACAUUUGGAAGAGAGGUGGUGAGCUACGAGAUACCAAGGCCGAACAUAGGGAUACACAGGUUCGUGUUUGUGUUGUUCAGGCAGGAUCGAAGGCAGUGCUUAGUGGCCAACCCUCUCCCUCCUUCUUCGUCGUCUUCUUCUGCGAGGGACUAUUUCAGCACAAGGGACUUCGCAACCCUCAACGGUCUGGGCCUCCCCGUCGCCGCUGUUUACUUCAAUGCUCAACGCGAGACCGCUGCCCGACGGCGAUGA
Molecule: messenger RNA, 555 nt
Organism: Linum tenue
Lineage: Eukaryota; Viridiplantae; Streptophyta; Magnoliopsida; Malpighiales; Linaceae
Source: the annotation of a GenBank genome assembly